Molecule: messenger RNA, 2670 nt
Organism: Myotis daubentonii (Daubenton's bat)
Lineage: Eukaryota; Metazoa; Chordata; Mammalia; Chiroptera; Vespertilionidae
Product: endogenous retrovirus group V member 2 Env polyprotein-like
Source: RefSeq, a predicted model, not a curated record
GGCCUGCGGACUGAAGGGUCCCAGGUUCGAUUCCGGUCAAGGGCAUGUACCUGGGUUGCGGGCACAUCCCCAGUGGGAGAUGUGCAGGAGGCAGCUGAUUGAUGUUUCUAACUCUCUAUCUCUCUCCCUUCCUCUCUGUAAAAAAUCAAUAAAAUAUAUUUAAAAAAAAAAAAAAAAAGAACUCCAGGGUCUGAACAGAACUCCAGGGGCUCCCAAUCUUUAUAUCUGCCAGGAUCACAGAUAUACAUUAAAACCUGGAAAGAAGGAACUCCAGGAUUGCAAUUAACACCCCUAUGGGAAGGGCCUUUUACUGUCCUGUUCUCCACUUCCACAGCAGUCAACGUUGCUGUCAUCUCUAGUUGGAUACAUCACACAUGAGUAAAGCUUAUUACAACUCUACUAACCACAAGUAAAGCCUUUUGCAACUCUACUAACCCAUCUGAGCCUGAGAAAUCAAGCAAGACGUGGGAAUGCGAACCAAUUGAAAACUUUGUUCAAGAAAAAGACAACCCUCAGAUAAGUUUACUUCUCAAUUUUUGUUAUUAUUUAUAAAUUUUUUAAUAUUCUUUUGGUUUGGCCUUCUACUCCUCUGCUGUCUUACAAUUCCUCCAUCCUCCCUGUAAAAACCCUUCUCAGAAUUACUCUUUAUUAGAUCAAUAGUCCUUUCUAAAACUCUUCUCGGCUGCUUACUUAUUUGUGCACUACCCGCCACUCCGAGGCUUGCUUAGACCUUUUCUACAGUUUUACACAAUGAAUUAUUUCCUUCUAUUCCUAUUCCUGGCUUCACAAGUCCCUUUAGGACUAGGCACAAUAAACACCGUUCUAAAACCAGAACCACAACCAUGGGACCAAAACUCACUUAUUAGGAUUACCAAGGCUAUAGCGUCGGGAAACAUCACUAAUUGCUGGGUCUGUCACAAGCACCCACGAGCUAUAGGCCCCACACAAUAUUUAGCUAAGCCAGAGAACAAAUUCGGUAAUGAAACCUGGCGCUCAGAGCUAGCGUAUAUUUCCAAACCAAGUACAUAUGCCACCCUUUUCACUCUGGUUAACAUAACUACCUCUCCAUCUAUCUGCCUAUAUACUGCAACAUCGAAACAUAAGCCUGCUCGUCCGGGAAAAGAGUUUCCUGUCUGCAACAAAACUAAGACUGCUCUAUGCAAACUUAGAGCCUUAUAUUAUUCCAUGUUGUGGCCGGCAAAUAUUUCCUCAUGUAGCACCAUUGUUCCUAUGGUUUUAACUAGCACCUCCAACACAGUCUGUGCUCCUGAGGGAAUGGUUUACAUAUGCGCAUAUUCCAUGAAUAGGACGGCAGGCAUUGGUUCAGUUCACACCACCCCCACAGGAUACAUGGCCACUUCAUGCCUAAAUCCCUAUCUCAUUUAUGGAAUGUGCACCUUAGGAUAUAUAACUCCUAGCCUGGCUGUCUACAACGAAACAUCAACACCUUCCCAGCAUAAGCGGAGACUCCUAGACAACCCCUUAACUUGGAAAAGAAAGUCCCUUACUUCCCUUGUCCCCUGGGCAGGAUACAUGGAACAUGAAUUCAUCCUUCCUAAUCUCACAACUGAAUUAGAAAAGCUCUCAAGUGAAACAGGGGGAGCCCUCCAUGAACUACAACAGUCCCUCAACUCAUUAACAAAUAUAGGCUUAGACAGUCGUAUUGCCCUGGACUAUCUUUCAGCUGCAGAAGGAGGAGUCUGUGCUAUUCGAAAUACUACAUGUUGCACCUACAUCAAUAACUCCGCUAAAGUAGAAACAAGAAUACGUGAGAUUCUAAACCACGCAACCUGGGUAAAGAAUCUAAGAGAAUCCUAACUGGCAACCUCACUUGCUUAGAAUUGGAAAAAUUGAUUACAGCAAUUCCACCUCAGAUAACGUUCAUUGGUGUUUUCAACCUUUCCAAACACCCCCGCAGAAAUAGCUCAACAUCCUGAUCAAGCUGGCCAACGGUUCCAAGAACCUUACGCUUUGCCCUGACAGAUAGCAAGAGAAUGAGACCCAAUCCCAACUUCGCCCAUUUGUCAGCAGGAAGUAGCCAGAUGAUUGUCUACGUCCAUAAUCCCCCCAUGAAGUGGGUGUCAAACUCUUGAGCGGGGAAUGUUAGAGUAGGCAGUUAGAUAGAUAAGAGCAGGGCAAACUGAUCAAAGACCUUGCUUAAGUAAAUGGGGAAGGAGGGACAGAAAGCUAAAAACAGCCAUCAAAUUUAGACAAAAACAGGAAGGAGGGCACCAAGAGGGCAAAUCUUGCAAAAUCACCUGCGAACAAAUUCCAGCCCCUCAACUAAGAGGUGAUGGUACAAUAAGAUUAAGGCAGAAAAAGGAAGAGGCAAGCAUAAGAUAAAAAGCCUGGAACUAGGCCCAUUCUGGGGCACUGGAACCUAGCUGGAGUUGCCCAUCCAAGAGUCCCUUAGGUGUACUUUCACUUCAAAUUAAACUUUGCCUUUUCGCCCUAGCCAGUUUGGCUCAGUGGAUAGAGGGCCGGCCUGCGAACUGAAAGAUCCCAGGUUCCAUUCCAGUCAAGGGCACAUGCCCGGGUUGUGGACUUGAUUCCCAGUGGUGGACUUGCAGGAGGCAGCUGGUCCAUGAUUCUGUCUCAUCAUGGAUAUUUCUUCCUCUCUGAAAUCAAUAAAAAUAUAUUUAAAAAAAAAAAAAAAAACUUUGCCUUUUC